This is a messenger RNA of Haplochromis burtoni (Burton's mouthbrooder), 3280 nucleotides long. RefSeq lists its product as uncharacterized. The coding region runs from base 84 to 704 and encodes 206 amino acids. NCBI's taxonomy places the organism in Eukaryota, Metazoa, Chordata, Actinopteri, Cichliformes, Cichlidae. The transcript is spliced from 2 exons. The record is from RefSeq and is a predicted model, not a curated record.
UGGUGCAGCACACAGCGGAAGCAGAUUCAGGAGAAUCCGGAACUGUAGAAGGACUUGUGCUGAUCGUUUAAUCGAAAGUAAAAAUGUCCACAGUGGAGUUUCUGAUAAACUUUGUCAACGAGCGGCUGUCUGCCGCCGUGGAUGAAAUUUUCACGGUGUUUGAAAACACGAUCGUCAAAUACGAGCAGGACAUCGAGCGGCAGCGCAGGCUGCUGGAGAGCUUCUGGAAGCCGGAGAUCAAGCUUCAGAGGAUCGACCACCCACAGCUCCACGUCACUGCAGCAGAGAAGGUUCUUCCUAAAAAGCGUCUCUGUAACCAGGAGAGGAACUGCAGCCUGAACCAGGAGGAACCAGGGCCUCCUCAUGUUAAACAAAAACACAAGAAACUGUUGUCCAAUCAGCAAGAACCAAAGCGUCCACAGAUCAAAGAACAGCACAAACUCAGGAGGGAGGGAGUGCAGUCGGCACUGAAGCGUCACACCGAGAGCUUUGUGGUGGCUCCUGUUUAUGAGGAACAUAGAGAACAGGAACCAAACGAUGGCCAGAUUCUCUUUCACAGCUCCCCAAACUGGAGUCUGAUAGGAAGCAAGCACGUGAGGUCAGGAUCAGCCGCAAACGUGGACGAGAAACAAAGAAGGAAGCGCAGAAGAAAGGCCAAUGAAAGAAACUGUAGAAAACUCUCACACGUCCAAGAGUCAGCAUAAAAAAGUCUGCAUAAUGUGAAGUGGGUAAAAAAAACUUUAUGAAAAAGUCCCAAAUGCUGAAGCUUCCCAGGAUCCGCACACGUGUGACACAUAGUUGUAGGUUGUAAACUGUCACUCCACACAAGAAGUUGUGUUCAAGCAAGAUUUGCACUAAAUGUCACAGAAAUACAGCAAACGUGUGUUUCAGGCUGCACGAAUAUCUUUGGGGAAAAAUAUGUUUCGAAGUCAGUCACAAGCAUUUCAUACGUUUCAAAGAUUUUUAUUUGCAAAUAAACUGCUGAACGAGUCUGUGUUUGCAGAGGCAACGUGUGCUGCAGCUCAGCUUCUGGGUCAAAUCCUGAUUGUUCCUGCUUUAUCACAGCUCCAGGAUCAGUUUGUGAGCUUCUGCUCUUCCACCUGCUUUUUAAGGUUUGACCAAACUAACUGUCAGUCGAUGACCAGCUGAACGUUUUCCAGCAUAUCACAAGAAAGUGAUACCAAGUCGCUUGGACGAGAAUCAAAUGAACAUUUUGGAAACUCCUGGGAUUUACAUACAUUUGAUUUAUUUGGCAAUAAAAUUCUUUUAAACGUGUGAAAUGUUCCCGAUGGUUCUCGAUUACAUCAUAAAAUCAUAUAAAACAGCAAAUUUGUGCCAGUAAAAAAAACUUUCGACCAAGUCUAUAAAUGCAGACUAACGGAGCGAGCUGUGAGGCCAUCUUUGAGUUUCUUUGAGGUCCUGGAGGAAAAGCUUACACGUUUGCACCACGUGUGUAGUUCCUGAUGUCAGUAUUAGAAACAGAUUGUAAAUAUUCCGUUCUUUUUUCUUUUGUUUUAAUAAAUGAGGUGAAUUAAAGACCGAAGCUCUAAAUGAGUUUGUUACUGAGUAACUCUGCAUGUCCUUUCAGCUUUCUUUAUUUUAUUAAUCAUGUAAAAAUGCACUAGUUGUACAUAGAUUGAUACGUCUGAUGUUUUGAAGAUGUUUUGUCAUCUUUUCUUUGUUCAGGUUUUUUAAAGUGACACUCGAGUUCUGGACGUUUUCUUUAAUAAAUGAUUCACAAACCAACAGUCGGCUCUCUGGGAUCCUUCAUCGCACUCGCGAGCGCUUAAGUCAAACAUGGCGUCUCCUGCUGUUUCAUCACUAAGCCCACACGUUUACAGAUGUUUUGCUGUGGCCUCCAUGUGAGAAACAGCUCAUCGUUCGUUGGGCACUCAGCAGCUUCAUUCUUCUGAAGCUCAGAUUGAAAUGUUGUUUUGACUAAUAGACAGCAGGGGGCGCCUCCUCACAUGCAAAAGGAAGCAAGAAAAUGAACCUGCUCUUCUCUUGACCUCUGACCUCAGUAAAUAAUUUCCUGAUGAGUUUGUCACAGAAACUGUGCUCCUGUGAAUUCUGUGGGAAGGGUUUCAGUCAGAACAGCGAUUUAACGGCUCGCCUGAGGAUCCACACCGGUGUGAAGCUGUAUAUUUGCAAAACAUGCAGGAAGUGUCUCCAAAAUCACUCGAGCGUAGCAAGCCACAUGAGAAUCUACAUGUGGGAGAAACUACAUCUGGGAAAAAAAAUCUGAAGAGGUUCAGCUUCAUGACGCCAUUCGAGAGGAGAAGCUGUAUUCUUGUUAACUGUGCGGGAAACGGUUCACUCAGAGCGGCAGCUUGAAGGUCCACAUGAGGACUCGCAUGGGCAGGAAGCCGUUUCCUGCAGGAUGUGUGGGAAAAGUUUCAGAAGCAGCAGCAACCUGCCGGUCGACACGAGAACCACAGAGUGGAGAACGGGGAAGCUUCCAGGCGGGACGCCACAGAGCUGAAGCAUCAAAUCACAGAUGAUGGAGAAAUCAUCUGUGAUUGAAAUGUCCAUCACCCAGAGUCGGAGCGCUGUUAGAGGAGUUAUGAAUGCACCAACCCCGUACUUGGACUGCAUAUUAGUCUGAUGACAGAAACCGGGUCAAGUGUCCUGACAACAGCUCAGUCUGUGGGCUGAUCUAGUAUUUUUUAGCUCUGAGCUGUUCUGUGUUUCACAAGACGACUGCAAAGAAAUAAAGUCCUGUUUUUAUUUAUUGUUUUACUUACUUUGAACAUAAAAGAACGAUUCAGUUUCUUCCUCAUCGUGAUGAAUAAAUCAUUUCAUAGGUGCUGAUGUCAAUACUGGAAAAGUUCAGUCAGUGUAUCUCUGUGAAAAUACAGUCUUCAGUUUUUAGAAAAUAUCUAAAAUACAUUUAAACAUCAUGCUGUUAACUUUUCUAAUAUUUAAAAUGUCAGCAGCUCAAAUUCUUGGUAUAAAAAUGAGACGUGACAAGAAAAUGAACGAGGAACUGAGACCGUCGCUUAUUGAAAAAGAAAUCAGCGCCUUGUGUUAGAUUCACGCACCCUGUUUGACACGUGAAGAACUGGUGAUAUUCUUCCUGCCUUACAAUGUGUCAGAUUCAUGAAACAAGGUUUGUGUGUGAUUCAACCCACAACCCGAGGUUUUCAUUACAUGCUCAUUAUAAAAAUGUCUUUUUCGUCAUAGAGACCUUUCGUAUUUCAGAACUGUCUCAUGCACAGAGACCAAGCUGAACUUGAACUUACACGGCCGGCCUGAGGGCGCCUUGGUGUUCCCCGAGACC